UGUCAUCAGUUACGGCUAUUUUCACUUCUUUUGUGGAUCUUCAGUUGUGAUACCCUACCUUGUUUUAACCUGAACUGACUCUCCCUUAGCUGAGAGAGCCAGACAAACUCCAUUUUGGCUCCUUCACUUGCCGCCCCUUACCCACCCCCCUUCCUCAAGGACUUAACUUGUGCAAGCUGACUCCCAGCACAUCCAAGAAUGCAAUUAACUGAUAAGAUACUGUGGCAAGCUAUAACCGCAGUUCCCAGGAAUUCGUCUGGUUGAUAGUACCCUAAGCCCCCACAUUUGUGUCUGGUUGAUGGUACCCAAAGCCCUCGUGUCUAUCACCCUGUGAUAGAUUUAAAGCCCCUGCACCUGGAACUGUUCGUUUUUCCGUAACCAUUUGUCUUUUUGAACUUUUUUUUGCCUGUUUUACUUCUGUAAGAUUGCUUCAGCUAGGCUCCCCCUCACCUUUCUAAACCAAAGUAUAAAAGAAAAUCUAACCCCUUCUUCGGGGCCGAGAAAAUUUUGAGUGCUAGCCGUCUCUCGGUCGCCGGCAAUAAAGGACUCCUGAAUGAGUCUCAUAGUGUGGCAUUUCUCUACAACUCGCUUGGUUACAACACAGUUGCUUCAGGCCGUCUGGAUGUAUAUGUGCAGGUCACAGGAAAUAUGAUGGCUUAGCUUGGGCUCAGAGGCCUGACACCUCAGGCUGCCAAAUGUGGAAGAUUUACAUACUUGAACCAAUACCCUCCUCCCAAAAACUGAAAUUGGCUUCUAUUUCUGAGUUGGUCCAGGUGCAAUGUUCAGCGUAUUUGAGGAAAUCACAAGAAUUGUAGUUAAGGAGAUGGAUGCUGGAGGGGAUAUGAUUGCUGUUAGAAGCCUCGUUGAUGCUGAUAGAUUCCACUGCUUCCAUCUGGUGGGGGAGAAGAGAAUUUUCUCUGGAUGCCGGCACUACACGAGCCUCACCCUGAUGGACAUUCUGGACACAGAUCGGGACAAGCGGUUAGAUGAACUGGAUUCUGGGCUCCAAGGUCAUCAAAAGACUGAGUUUCAAAUUCUGGAUAAUGUAGACUCAAAGGGAAAGUUGAUAGUGAAAUUGCCCAAAAAAAUAACAAUUUCAGGCAGCUUCCAGGGCUCCCACGAUCAGAAAAUUGAGAUAUCUGAGAACCGGAUAUCCCAGCAGUAUCUGGAUACCCUUGAGAACAGGAAGCUGAAGAGGGAACUACCCUUUUCAUUCCGAUCAAUUAAUAGGAGAGAAAACCUGUAUCUGGUGACAGAAACUCUGGAGAUGGUAAAGAAGGAAACCCUGAAAAGCGACCGGCAAUAUAAAUUUGGGAACCAGACUUUUCAGAGCCAUCUCAGCUAUGAACACAAGGGCCAAAGGGAAGUGACCAUCCUCCCAAAUCGGGUCCUGAGCUAUCGAGUAAAGCAGCUUGUCUUCCCCAACAAAGGAGACGAUGAAUAAGCAAAGGCUGAUGGGGAACAGGAUUGGGAGGACAAAACAAAAUCCUUUCCAGAAGCAAAGUCUUUGGGUUCGGAGGAUUCCAGAAACAUGAAGGAGAAGUUGGAGAACAUGGAAAGUGUCCUCCAGGAACUGACGGAGGACAAGAGGAAAGAUGUACUAAACUUCCUCACUAAGUGCCUCGGCAGGGAGGAGCUUCGGCAGGAUCUAGAGCAAAGAGUAUCUGAGGUCCUGAUUUUCGGGGAGCUGCAGAUGGAGGACCCAGUCAAUCCUCUCCUAAGCAGCCUUUUUAAUGCUGCUGGGAUCUUGGUAGAAGUGCAUGCAGAAGCCAUUCUGGACUUCCUGGAUGCCUUGCUAGAGCUGUCUGAGGAGCAGCAGCUUGUGGCUGAGGCCCUGGAGAAGGGGACCUUUCCUCUGUUGAAGGACCAGGUGAAACCUAUCAUGGAGCAGAACUGGGAUGAGCUGGUCAGCAGUCCUCAUGACAUGGACUAUGACCCUGAGGCACGAAUUCCCUGUGCACUGUAUGUUGUUGUCUCUAUCCUGCUGGAGCUGGCUGAGGGGCCUACCUCCGUCUCUUCCUAACUACAAAAACCCUUUCUCCCCACAAGCCUCUGGGUUCUCCCUUCACCGGUCUGUCCUUACUGCCAUCGUCACUACCAUCCUGUUACCAGCGGGACCUCUUUAAAACAAGCAGCCAACCAUUCUUUGAUGUAUCCCAUUCACUCCGUGUUAACGUCCGAAAUCAGCCUGGAUUUUAUGCUUCUAAUUAAAAGUGGCAGGUUGUGCAUGUUAA
Molecule: messenger RNA, 2234 nt
Organism: Rhinopithecus roxellana (golden snub-nosed monkey)
Lineage: Eukaryota; Metazoa; Chordata; Mammalia; Primates; Cercopithecidae
Gene: GSDMB
Product: gasdermin B
Biological process (GO): defense response to bacterium; pyroptotic inflammatory response
Molecular function (GO): phosphatidylserine binding; phosphatidylinositol-4-phosphate binding; phosphatidylinositol-4,5-bisphosphate binding
Source: RefSeq, a predicted model, not a curated record